AUGGGAGAGGGAGGGAGAGAGAGCAGAGUAGAAGGAGUGCAGAAGGAGACACCGGCUGUUCAGCUCACAGGAGCGAAUCUGGGAGUAGGAGCGAGGCUGGCCUGAAGGUUGCUCAUUGCAUUUGCUCAGACACACACACACAUACACAGAUACAAACGCCUGCACACACACACACACACACACACAUACAAACGCUUGCACACACACACACACACACAUACAUACAUACACACACACGCACACACACAUACACACAAGCGCCUGCACACACACACACAUAUAUAAACAAGCACACACACACACAUAUACACACACACACACACGCGCGCACACACACACACACAGGGACAGAGCCUGCAGACUACAGCCGGCUGCAGUAAUGGACUCUCUCAGCGAUGCACUGAAGGCCAUCACCGUGAGCACGGAGCUCAUCGAGGAGGAACUGAGUCCCCACCUGGAUACACUGCUGACUGCCCUGCUGGAAAAGAAGGAAGGUACCGCAGAGCAGAUAGUGGCCAGCGGGAUCCUGCCCACCUUCGCCAGCACCCUGAGGAAGAACGGCCCCCUCACUGCCACGGUGGCCCUGCUGGUCGCUGAGGUGGCCAGGGAAGGUUCAGUGAGGGACCGUUGCGUCGAGGCCGGUCUGGUGAGCGCUCUGCUGCCCAUGCUGAACAGCUCCGACCAGGAACUCCUGCUCCACACCGGCCGUGCCAUCGGACGCAUCUGCUUCGAGAACAGCACUCAGCAGGACCUGCUGGUUGAGAGAGGGGUCAUCCCCCGCUUGGUGACCAUCAUGGAGCAGUACCCCAAAAAUGACCCCCUGGUCAACGUGUGUCUGCUGGCUCUCUGUAACCUGGCUGACAUGGACUCGGCGCGGGAGGCCCUAGCGGAAGUGGGCGUGGCCGAAGCCCUCACCACGCAGCUGCGGAGAGCCCCCGAUGCAGAGCGCCGGCACGUCAUCCUGGAGGUGCUGGGGUCACUGGGAGAGAGCGACGUGCUGAAGCUGCAGUUCGUGGAGUCGGGGGUCCCUCAGGCUCUGUCCGAGAUGAUUCGAGGACUCGAGGGAGGCUCUGACCCCCACGACCUCUGCAGCAUCAAGAUCGCCUCCAAUCUGAUCGUGUCUCUGCUGCUGGGCGACGAGUCCAUGCAGAAGUGUUUUGGGGAGGGGACGGGGACGGUGUACCAGGACGUGCUGGCCUGGCUGCAGUCGCCCAACACGCAGCUGCAGCUCUCUGGAGCGCUGGCCAUCGCCAACUUCGCCCGCAACGACAGUAACUGUGUGCGGAUGCUGGAGCUGGGCGUGGUCUCGCACAUCCUGGACCUGCUGGAGCAGCACGUGAUCAACGGGGACGUGUCCGUCCAGCACGCCGGACUGAGCGCGCUCAGAAACCUGGCCAUCCCAGCUUCGAACAAAGUGCGGAUGCUGGAGGGCGGGGUGGUGCCACGCAUUAGGAACCUCCUGCAGUCGGACAUGCCCCCGGUGCAGUUCAAACUGCUGGGUACCCUGCGUAUGAUGGUGGACGGCCAGGAGGACGCAGCCACAGUGUUGGGCAGGGAUGAGGUGCUGCUGGGGAGGGUGAUAGAGUGGUGUGAGGCUCGGGACCACGCUGGAGUCAGAGGGGAGGCCAACCGCCUGCUGGCUGCUCUCAUCAGACACAGCCGCUCUCCAGAAGUGAUCAACGCCGUUACCGAAGCAGAUGGAGUAAGGCCACUCAUCACCAUGGCAACAAGCGAGCAUGUCAUCAUGCAGAAUGAAGCACUGGUUGCCCUGGCGAUUGCCUCUGCGAUUGACAUUGAGUCCAUCCAGGAGCCCUUUCGGGAGGCAGGACUGCUGCCCAUGCUGCAGAAGAUGCUGGACGACCCGGUCGGGGCUGUGGAGGUCAAAUUCAGCGCCAUGGGCCUCAUCUGCAGCCUGGCCAACUCCAGCCUGCUGAAGGAGCAGAUGGACACUCUGAACCUGAAGGAGAGCCUGUCCAAGCUGUGCGCCCACAAUAACUCCAAACUGGCCACACAGGCGGACACGGUGCUGGCCGUCCUCUCUGGCUCCAGCUAGACCCAACGGUGCCCAGCCGACCCCACCCCGAUUUGCCUGACCCGUCCUGACUGGAACCGACCAGACCGAACCGGACACGACCAGACUCGACCGUACCUAACUACUGCUAACCAAAACAAUGAGAGAGAGAGGUAGGCAGUUGGGAAGAGACUGAAGGAGAGGGAGAGAAGAAGUGACAGAAAGAGAGGAAGUGAGAGAAAGAGAAAGAGAGAAGGAGAGGAUGUGAGAGUGAGAGUGAGAGUGAGAGUGAGAGUGAGAGUGAGUGUGAGAGAGAGAGAGAGAGAGAGAGAGAGAGAGAGAUAAUUGUCUGAUUCCCCUGGAUGGGACAGAGAGGAAAGCCAAAUGAAACCUGAAUGGGACAGGCUCAAACCCCCGUUAACUAGGCACUGACACGCCCUGCGCUGGGAGGUGAGCACCAGCUGGAUUAACAGCCUUAGUCCAGGGUCCACCGCUGUAGGUAGUAGGCAGCUAAAGCACAUUCACAUAGAGUACACAGGGUCAAGUACUGAUGUCAUAGUAACCCACUCUACUUAGGCAGUGUCAGUGUAUCAGUGUAUUUGUCGAGCUUUUCUGUCUGUGAAAAAGGCACCGUCAGAUACAUUUCAUUUGUGUUUGAGUGUAUCGAACCAGUAUACACAACAGCCCCCCUUAGCCCCCCUGCUAGCUCUUACUGUAGAGGAUAAAUAGUCAAAAAUCCAAUGAAUGCGCACUCACAGUACACGAGGGUCACAGAGAUUAAAGAAAGCAACGCUCCCAUGCUCUAUAUUUCAAAUGAUUUCUCCCAGUCCCCUCUCCUCAGAUUAUGAAGGAAGCCAUCCACUCAAAAUACAUUCGAAGAGGACAACCUUGAAGUAAAUAUUGAAAAAAUAUUGAAAAUAAGAUUAUUUAAGUAUCAUAAUGAUGGCUUGUUUAAUCUUUCAUUCUGUCAUCUUUAAAGUAGACUAAGUCAAUGGCAUAAAUGAGGUAAAUCACAGGACAGCCACCAUCUGGCCUGGUGCAUACAGAGCAUGGGCAUCUGGUCCUGCAUGACAGCUGUGAAUAUGCCUCUUCACUGGUGGGGUGUGUGUCCUCACUCCUGCAGGAGAGCUGUGAACACACCUCUUCACUGGUGGGGUGUGUGCUCACUCCUGCAGGAGAGCUAUGAACACACCUCUUCACUGGUUUGGUGUGUGUCCUGCAGGAGAGCUGUGAACACACCUCCUCACUGGUUCGGUGUGUGCUCACUUCUGCAGGUGAGCUAUAAACACACCUCUUCACUGGUGGGGUGUGUGUGCUCACUCCUGCAGGAGAGCUGUGAACACACCUCUUCACUGGUGGGGUGUGUGUCCUGCAGGAGAGCUGUGAACACACCUCUUCACUGGUGGGGUGUGCGUGCUCACUCCUGCAGGAGAGCUGUGAACACACCUCUUCACUGGUGGGGUGUGUGUCCUGCAGGAGAGCUGUGAACACACCUCUUCACUGGUGGGGUGUGCGUGCUCACUCCUGCAGGAGAGCUGUGAAUACGCCUCUUCACUGGUGGGGUGUGUGUCCUGCAGGAGAGCCGUGAACACACCUCUUCACUGGUGGGGUGUGCGUGCUCACUCCUGCAGGAGAGCUGUGAACACACAUCCUCACUGUUUCGGUGUGUGUCCUGCAGGAGAGCUGUGAAAACGCCUCUUCACUGGUGGGUGUGUGCGUGCUCACUCCCCCAGAUUUUCCAGAGAAACAGACUUUGCCCAGUGUCUCCUGGGAGAGAUGCUUAAAGAACCAGCUUUCCAUUUUCAGAGGAGCGACACAUACGUAGCCCUAGUCAGGCUAACUGAUGGCGCGUCCACUCCCGUUAUUGAAUCCCUUUCAGAUCAGAGGCUUCAGUGGAACAGGUCGAUAUAUUUGGUGGCUCUGAAGUGGAGCAGAGGACACUGAAAGGGCGCUUUAAUGUCCCCUUGGCAAGAGCCGAAAGAGCCCGGCAACAAUUUGAGAAAUUUGAAAUACACUCGCAACUAGAACGCAAUACUGUAACCUUGUCUGCCCUUCAUAGCUUCUUUGUAAGAGUGGGGACCAAAUAAUGUAUUCAUUUGGGAGAAAAUAGACUAUUUUUGGUGUUAAUAAAACAAAAAACGAUGUGGUUUUAAAGGAGCAAUUUGUUUCUGGCAAUAAAAAGUGAUGAAACUGCA
Conger conger (European conger) is the source of this 4206-nucleotide messenger RNA. RefSeq names its product rap1 GTPase-GDP dissociation stimulator 1. Lineage: Eukaryota; Metazoa; Chordata; Actinopteri; Anguilliformes; Congridae. Gene Ontology annotation, molecular function: guanyl-nucleotide exchange factor activity; protein binding. The record is from RefSeq and is a predicted model, not a curated record. The transcript is spliced from 14 exons. Bases 380 to 2053 code for a protein of 557 amino acids. Gene Ontology annotation, cellular component: cytosol. Gene Ontology annotation, biological process: positive regulation of GTPase activity.